CAGAAGGACCCGGCUCUGGGGCCGGCGCAGUGGCCGCAUUCCCGAGCCCGACGGCGCCCGCUCGCUCCCCGUCUGCCCGGCCGGUCGGCCGGCCCUCGCCGCGAUGCCUUAGGGCCCCGUGGGCCGCCCCAGAGGGCUCAGUCCCGGUGGCCAGCGGCCCCCAAGCAGCUCGCAUGCGCUCAGCCUCAGGCUCCCGCUGACGUACCUGGGAACCUCGUUCACCGGCCCCCGCCCAGCAUCCUUGCCGGCAGUGCCCUCCACCCCGCCGAGCCAUGGAGGCCCCCGAGGUCCCCGUGGGCUCGCUGAUUGACUUCGGGGCCGGGGCCAAGCCAUCCACCUCCUCGCCCCUGGAGGUGCUGUCUCCAAAGCUGCAGGACGGGGACAGCUCCCCGGGCGAGGGCGCGUCGGAGAGCGAGACCACGGAGUCGGCCGACAGCGAGAACGACAUGGGCGAGUCGCCCUCGCACCCGUCCUGGGGCCAGUACCGCCGCUGCUCUUCCAGCGAGUCCUUCUCCUCCAACCAGAGCACCGACUCGGCCAAGGAUGAGGAGCUGCUGGAGCUCCGGGAGUUCAUGCGCGGCUACGUGGAGAAGAUCUUCUCCGGAGGGGAGGACUUGGACCAGGAGGAGAAAGCCAAGUUCGGAGAGUACUGCAGUAGUGAGAACGGAAAAGGCCGGGAAUGGUUUGCCCGGUACGUGAGCGCCCAGCGCUGCAACUCCAAGUGCGUCUCGGAGGCCACCUUCUACCGCCUGGUGCAGUCCUUCGCCGUGGUCCUAUUUGAGUGUCACCAGAUGGACGACUUUGGGCCUGCAAAGAACCUCAUGACCAUGUGCUUCACCUACUAUCACAUCGGUAAACCACACCUGCUCCCCUCCGAGUUCAAGGAGAAGCCGGCCGGGAGCAUCGACUCCUACUUGAAGUCGGCCAACAGCUGGUUAGCGGAGAAGAAGGAUAUCGCCGAGCGGCUUCUGAAGAACACGUCGGCCAAGACGGAGAACGUCAAGGGCUUCUUCGGGCUGGAGACCAAGCCCAAGGGACCCCUGGCCAGGAGAAGCGAGGAGAAAGAGGACAAGCCCCAGGAGAAGCCGCGGAAGACGGUGACCGUGUGCAGCCCAGAGGAGGAGAGGAAAGGGGAGAAGAUCUACCUGUACACACACCUGAAGCAGCAGCCCAUCUGGCACACGCUGAGGUUCUGGAACGCGGCCUUUUUCGACGCUGUCCACUGUGAGAGGAGAAAGCGGUCUCCCACUACCAGAGAGAGGUGGUGCCACAUGACCCAGGAGGAGCGGGACGAUAGCCUGCGGUUCAACGAGAACAUCACCUUCGGGCAGCUGGGCACGUUCACGCACAACAUGCUGGCGUUCGGGCUGAACAAGAAGCUGUGCAACGACUUUCUGAAGAAGCAGGCGGUGAUCGGCAACCUGGACGAGGAGCAGUACAAGCUACUGAGCGACCACAUCGAGCAGAUGGCCGCCGAGUAGGCCUCGGGAGGUGGCCCGAGGCUCCCCCAGGAGGACUGUGGGUGCGCGCCUCCCUCCCGGGCCCACGGCUGGCUGUCACACACACACCCCGCCCCCGCAUGACAUUGGCUGCACCCAGAGCCGCCCCACGCCGCCCUAGAACGAGCGGUUAGAAGAAUCUGGUUGCCUGUUUUCCCUGCCUCCCCUCUGCCUGUGUCUGCUCCCCCAUCUGCGUGCCAAAGUGUCCCUGGGAUUACACAGCUAGCACCGAGGUGACUGUCCAUAUCCCCGAGUGGCAGACCUGCGACGUGGGACCGAGGGGGCGCAGGAGGGAGGAUGCUGGGUCCACAAUGGGCCGGCGUCCAUCGUAGCCUCCUGCGGGAGAGGCUGGGGCGCCCGUGGGAGGGUGGGGCAGGGCAGCUGUGGGGUGGCACACGCCAGUGACACAGGGCAGUCAGGAGGGAUGACCGGGGGCCCCUGGCAGGGUGGGGUUGGGUUCCUCCCACAGUGGGGUUCCUGCUGAGCCGGGACCAAGCAGAGGGGGCGGGGGCCUCUGAGUGUCGGUCCAUGGCUGGUGUGGCUCUUUCCCGGGUCCCCUCUCCGUGCAGCAGGGACUGGAGUCCCAGGAAGCUCCAGGAGGAGAGGGACACCCCCUACUCCAGGACGGGAGAGAGACCGGGGCAGAGGACGUGCUUUCCCGGCUGCAGAAGGCCCGGCCACAGUCAGGGGUGUGGGCGCCGGGAGACGGCACGGCUCCAAGUGGCUGUGUUGGACCCACGUAGCACUCAGGUGUCUGUGUCAGGCCGUCUGAGAUGUUCUCGCUCAGCCAACAGCUUCCUUCUGGAGUGGAGAAGCUUCCGCCCCUUGCUCCCUGGGAGUAGCUUGGGGCUAUCAGUCCCGUGAUGAAGCACAGACAAGAGAAGCUUCUUCAGCAGCUUCAAGACAACCGCCCUUUCUGAAAGCAAACAGUGCUGCUCUUUAUUUCAAAAAAGACAAAAGAAUCUGUGUCAGUGUUACAGGCACCGUGGCAGAGGCCGCUUCUGGCGGUGACUGUGUGAGGCUGGGUAGCGGGGGCUUCGGAGGGUCGGGCCCUCCACCCCGGCCGCCUGGGGAAGCCUGUACCUUCCGCCACCCGAGCCCUUGGACCACUUUCCUGCAGACUCUGCAGACACCCCCUCGCCGUCUCAGGUGCCGGGAAUCGGGGCUCUUCCCCCCAGGUUUGUACCAGGCACAGCUGACCAGCCCGAGGGACCGCAGUCUGGCCAGCAGGCCUCCAGCCUCCCAGCUGCCCUGGCGAGCCCGGCUCCCCCGCCCCAGCCCCAGCUCUUGGGCGCUGACCUUGACGAGGCCAGCGGGGCUCUCUCCUUCUCGCCUUGAUCCUUCGUCCCGUGUGCCUGCUGCACCUCCUCCAGCAUGACAAACAUACGCCUGAUACCCAGCCCUCCAGCCCUCCAAGGUUCCCCUCGUGGGGGAUGCCUCCCUGGAAUGUUCCAGAGCAGAGCGUGCAUUGGUUGAGCCGAGAAACGCACAUCCAGGUGAUCGUAAGAGAGAUGACGGGAAACACGGCAGGACCCGAGCGCGCCGGCGUGAGCUGCUCCUCCAGGAGACCUGGGGGGCUGGGGCCUCAGAAACCCUGCUGUUUUCGCAAUGGCGCGCGUGCAUGCGUGUGUGUGUGUGUGUGUGUGUGUGGUGGUGGCAGCCUCUCUGGCCAUGUCACUAAACAAAGCACAUCUGUGUCGCCAGUUUGCAUAACAUCCAGCUGACUGUGGGCCCCUCCUCCAGUGCCUCCUGAAGAUAAUGCAGCCCCUCCUGAGACGUUCAACCACAACCCCUGGGUGUGCUGUGCUCCCCCCACCCCCCGUAAGAGCAGGGCCACGUGCCCUCGCAGGACUCUCCCGCGGUGGCUGUGUGUCGUUGGCUUUCUUAGUGGUUAGUUGAAAUGCGUUAAGAUUUUAUUCUAAGGUGCCCAAAUGACUUAUCCUUGUACAUAGAAGAUUUUUGUACGGACGUUCUAUCCAGUCUGAUUUCUGGAGGGAGAUAGUAGGUUCUGGGUCUUCCCAGGGUUGCUGGGGAGCUGGCGGCUCUCUCCCCCCAGGGUGGGGCGGGAGGGCCCCUGCAGCCUUGGAAGGAAAUGCAGCUUUGACUUCUUUGGGCUUUUCCAGGCACUUUAACUUCCAGAUGAUCUUGAGACCUUUUUUUUCCAUACAGUCCUCUUGAAAUAGCAGUUGAAGCUAGAAGCAAGGGUUGCUUUGGGUUUUUUCCCCUCCCCUUGUUUGUGUAACUCUAGCUCCUAAGAGUGGAGCCUGACCCCAGAAGUCCUGCCUGUCGCUUUCAGCCCCACGAGGGGACACUGCCGGAGACCGUGGGCCUCGUGGAGUGACCGAUGUCGGGGUGGCUCUGAGGCUGCCCUGCUGUGUCCUGGUGGCGUCUGCCUUUGGCCGAGCAUUUCACCUCGGAGUGUCUGGCCACUGUCACCCGGAGGACGCACGGCGUCCCUAGCAGGAGCCGGCAGCUUGCCUUGCUGACGUUUCCUCUCUCUGUGACACUGUCUUCCCUCCGAGGCCUGCUCAGCGCAGACAGACACAGGGCGGGCCGUCAGGUCCGAGCGUGGAGAAGUCUCACCCCGCCGUACACACAGGAGGCUUUGGAGAAAGCUCUGGUGGCCCUCCUUAUAAACUCAGGACCCUUAGGCUCGGGGCAGGAAGCGUUGGGUCAUGUCCACGAGGAGAGUUUCCAGUCCCGGCAGGUUCAGGGUCCCAAGCCAGGAGCUUCGAAGGCCUGCGUUAGCAGUGGCAUUUCAGUCUCCUGCUGUCUGCCCUUCAGGGCUGUGUGCAUUGUAAUGAGCCAAAACCAGCUAAUUCUCCCAGGUAAAAAGUACUCUGCUUUGGAAAUAGGAUGAUGUCGAGAUGUGGCUUUGUACGUCUUCAGCCUGUGUUGCGGUUUUAGCAAUGUUGUUAAAUGUUUAAGGGCUGUGCUAGUAUUCAGAUCAUAUCAACUGUGUGCGCGCGUUUAAUCAAAGGCAGGAGAACCAAGUUCUGAUAUUGUAAGUUCUUUGUACAGUGAAAGGGAGUAGACCAUGAUUUUCCUAUUGCCAGAAGGGGAAAAAAGCAGACCUAGGAGCUCUUAAGUUGCCAAAAGGAGGGCUGGAGAGAGUCCAAUUGGCGAGUUUUGUGCUCCAGUGAAACCCGGGACGGUCAGGGUCACGGGCAAGCCCCACGCUGGGUUUAGGGCAGAGACCCAGGACUGGAGUCAGAGGUGCCGCCUGACCUUUCUCUUUCCUCCUUCCCGGGAGAUGGAACCAGUGGAACCUGUACUCACCUCCCCCUGCCCAGUUAGACGGUGAAGUUCAUUGCUGUGGAGAGAAGGUGGCAGCCUUGAGGCUUGCUUUUCCGUCUGCUGUUUUAAGUGGGUUAAUUUCUCACCCAGAGUACUUGGUAUUGCAGCCUCCCAGUGUGAGAAGCGCAGUGUUCACGCCACAGAGGGGCUUGCGAGGAGUUUUGUUGAACCCAGGUGACCGUGACCAGCAGUCAGGGCUGCAGCUACAAGCCUGACCUUCCUGGGCGUUGCUGCACCCCGAUGAGUUGGCUUUCCAGGAGGACCCCAGCAGGUCGGUGCGGUUAGGUCAGCUGUACGGCCAAAUCACCUACAGCUGCGGCAGCUGGGCAGCCAGGGGCCUGAGUCAUUUGCCAGAACAGUUAGGGAGCUUGGGAAGCGGGGAAGGGCCCAGCACCAGCCUCGGGGGAGGGGGAGUAGCCGGGCGGUCCCAGGCUGGUCACCCCCUGGCCACUCUCUUCCUCAGCCACAAGCAGAGCUGCGGGGCUGGGGGCCCACGGCCCCUCGGUCCCGGGGUUCUUCUCGCAGCGCCCCACCCACCCCGGCCUUUUAGUUUCCUUGAACCACUGUUCCAGCCACUCAGCCAUCUCUCCGUCUUCCUGCAAAUCACUGAUCCCUUUUUACGAUUCUUGAGGGUGAGUUUCGCUAGGAAAGCCUUUGAAGCUGAGUUCAUACAGGGGAAUGGCAUCGGUGACGAGUACCCCCUAACUGGCUGGUGUGCGACGUUCAGACCUGGGCUGGAGUCAGGCCUUAGUCAAGUCACGUGUCCCAGUACGUCCUUGUCGCCCGGCGGCCGGGAACAGGCCUGUGUGGGUUCUCCAGAUGGUUCCCACCCAGGAGCACCCUCAACGCCAAGACCCUCCGCGUGGCCGGCCCCCCCGGCCUCGUCCUGCCACCAUCUCCCUGCAGUCCCUCCCCAGCAAGCACCUCGGCCGGCCGGCCCACCUUAUCCCUCGGUGUCCUGGCACUGGCCUGUGUCCCUGAGUUGGCUGGUCUGUCUGCGCUUGAGAUGAGUGAAGGGUUGCGGGGGGAACGUUCCCCCUGGCUGUGUCCCCAGGAGUCAAGGGGACACUGCUCCUGCUCCAGAGUUCUUGGUUACUGUUGGAGAAGGAACACCUCGUCAUUUCCAAGAGUGAGUCAGGACGGUCUGGGUUUGCCCGUCUUCCCGUCACUUCCCGCAGGACCUCUGUGCAGGCAGGGGUGACCCUGCAUCCUCGCUUGUCCUGCAGGGUCAGACCGGGGCGCUGUCGCUCGGCGCCCUCCUGAGCAGCACCGACGGGGUCGCUGAGCUGGAAGGAGGGCUCCUGCUGGUGACGCCCCUCGGACCCUGGGGGGCUGUGCUUGUCCCCACCUUGGUCCUGGAUGGCGCACUCGCGAAAAUGAAAGGGAAGUAGUGCUCAGCAGGCCCUGUUCCAACACACAGGCUGCAUAUGUGGGCCCUGAUCUGUCCCUGUGCUGGAGGCUUGCUUAGGUUCCCGUGGAUGCCUUGAGAUGGACGGGCUGAUCAUUUGAACAGUAGGAAAGGCUCGAACUCAAAUGGCAGGUACCUCCCCUUAAGACGUGUCAGCUUGAGAGCUUCAUGGUUCUAACUGUGGCCUCUGGGGCUUCAGGAGGGUCUCCCACGUGCAUCCCCUGUUUCUCUCCCACCCGUUGGUCUCGGACCUGAAUUUGCCUUGGCCAUAUCCACGCAUUGCCCUUAGUGGCCCAGAAGUCGGGGUCUGUGAUGCAGGUGUGUUAUAUGUACACUUACGCAGUUUCGUGUCCCACGAGGCGUUGUUCUACAAACUGUGUUUUCAGGUAGAGAAAGUUUCAAGGUCGAGCUCUCAGAACAGUGCUAAAAUCAAAUCAAAGCUGUUUCCUGUGAAAAAAAAAAAAAAACCGUCUAUAUAUUUCACCUCAGAUUGUCAGAA
This is a messenger RNA of Mesoplodon densirostris (Blainville's beaked whale), 6703 nucleotides long. RefSeq names its product KIAA0513 ortholog. NCBI's taxonomy places the organism in Eukaryota, Metazoa, Chordata, Mammalia, Artiodactyla, Ziphiidae. The record is from RefSeq and is a predicted model, not a curated record. The coding region runs from base 273 to 1481 and encodes 402 amino acids. The transcript is spliced from 12 exons.